Messenger RNA from Orussus abietinus, 1938 nucleotides. Its product is annotated as tRNA (guanine(10)-N2)-methyltransferase homolog. The transcript has 10 exons. The record is from RefSeq and is a predicted model, not a curated record. Bases 502 to 1902 code for a protein of 466 amino acids. NCBI's taxonomy places the organism in Eukaryota, Metazoa, Arthropoda, Insecta, Hymenoptera, Orussidae. Gene Ontology annotation, molecular function: nucleic acid binding. Gene Ontology annotation, cellular component: cytoplasm. Gene Ontology annotation, biological process: methylation.
CGUGAGCCGCCAAUGGCGACUGGUAGUUGGUACCGCCAUCGCGAGUGCGCGAGCUUCUAUCAGAAAUUCGUUGCACCGCCCUUGAAGGCAAAAAUCGGUGAAAGCUAACGUACGAAACCAGUGGGCAGCACAAGAUGCGAUCGCACGAUCCUGCCCAAGCCGUCAGAUGGCAGAAACGUCGUUUAGCACGGACGAACUCCUUGAUACAUGUCAACUCCGAACGUUACCUACAUAUUCGAGGAAUCUUUUUUUCCCGUUGCAUUCGCUAGGUGAUAGAGAUGAAACUCAAGCCAUGGACACUCUAUGUUAUUCUUUAACAUGCUCAAAGCAUUUGAAAAUGACACAUUUCAGGAGCUUCUCUUGUUAUCAGGGAUCUCUGUUGUUAUAUACCACGUGCGCACUUUGCACGGUUUUGCUCAUGUUUACGCUACGAUACGCAAUAUUCAUGAAAUGGAACUAAAUUAAUUUCUUGACGAAAAAUUACAUAGGAGAGAAGUAAUCAUGAAUACUCAAUGGAAAACAUAUCUGUUGUGGUUUGCACAUGAACACGUUGAUUUUAGAGUUGCCGAGAUCGAUUCGAUUCUAGACAUGCUUAAUAUAAACUUGAGAGCACAAACGAAGCCUGAAGAUCAUCCAUACUGGAUAAUCGAGGUACCGUCGGAAAGUGUAGUUCAUGAAAUCGCUCGCAGAUCCGUGACGCUUCGUUUUUGUCUUGAAUUGUGGGCUGAUGGUCAGGGUUUUGAAGAAUUUCAUGACAACCUUAGGUUGUAUUCUGGAGAAAACAUUAAAGUUCACAUUAAUCCAGAUAAAUCGUUCAGAAUCACGGUUGAAACGUUUUGCAAACAUUUCACUCAACAGCAGAAAGUAGAAAAAAUAGAAAGUUUUAAUUAUCUACCAUUGGAUGGUCCUGUUAACUUGAAAAAUCCAGAUACAUCCUUGUUUUAUAUAGAAUAUUAUGGACUGGAUCCAAAUGCAAUUCCAGAGAAUCCCUGUGGACUGUUUUUUGGGAGAUGGAUCACAGAUGGUCAAAGGGAACUGAUUCAAAAAUUGUCACUCAAGACUCGGAAGUUCAUUGGUAAUACAAGUAUGGAUCCCCAACUGUCAUUAAUAAUGGCAAACCAGGCACAAGUUAAAGAAGGAGACAUGGUACUAGACCCAUUUGUUGGCACUGGAUCUCUUUUAGUCGCCGCGUCACAGUUUGGGGGCUAUACCCUUGGAACGGACAUAGAUUACUUAAUGCUGCACGGAAGAACCAGACCCAGUCGAAUAAAACAAAAGGCACGCAGUGAGGGUGAAUGCGUAGCCAUGAAUAUUAAUCAAUAUGGAAAAGGUUCCCACUAUAUAGAUGUAUUAGUUGCCGACUUCUCCUUACCACUGUGGAAAUCUGACAUGCGUGUAGAUUCAAUCAUCACUGAUCCGCCUUAUGGUAUAAGAGAAGCUACGGAACGUUUAGGAUCGAUAAAAAUAAAUCCUGUAAUAGAAGGACACCAGGUGGCCACACACAUCCCAUCUAAAGUAGAAUACGGUUUACCACAGUUAUACAGAGAUUUGCUAAGUUUUUCUGCAAAACAUCUUAAGAUCAAUGGCCGGUUGGUAUGUUGGUUUCCUGUAUUUAGGGAACAUUAUUCAGAGGACCAACUGCCUCAACAUUCAUGCUUAUCAUUAAUAGCCAAUUCGGAACAAGUACUCAGCAAUUACACCAGUCGCAGACUAUUGACUUAUAGAAAAUUAAGAGAACCCCAGGAUUCAGAUAAUACAUUCAUUAUGAAUGUAACCGACUUUCGAGAAAAAUAUUUUGGCUUAAGGGACGAGUCACGAAAAGAGAGACGAAUGAAGAGAGCAGAUGAGAGACUGAGGAAUAAAACUAUGUGGGAGUUGAGUAAAAAGGACACCGCGAGGUGACCAUACAUCCUUUUAAAUUGUAAACUUAUAAUUAUU